This is a messenger RNA of Trametes versicolor FP-101664 SS1, 2473 nucleotides long. RefSeq lists its product as uncharacterized. The transcript is spliced from 3 exons. The record is from RefSeq and is a predicted model, not a curated record. The coding region runs from base 268 to 1935 and encodes 555 amino acids. Lineage: Eukaryota; Fungi; Basidiomycota; Agaricomycetes; Polyporales; Polyporaceae.
UGCGGAGAGCCUCCAUCUCCACGCGGUGAAGCGUCCUCUCUUCAUAUCGCUGGGUUCUUUGUCGUCGAAGGGUGUUCCCGCUAUCUAUGAACAGGUCAUAAGAGCGACCAGCGCAGACAGGUCUCUCUCCCCGGCACCCGACUCUCGCUUGACACAUCCACCUUUACGUCGGACCCUGCAUCGACCUCGUCAACGGGAGGACUCACGGCAACGGUGACAAGUACCGACACGGUUGUAGUACCCCCUCCUGCGCAAACAACGACAACGAUGACCUCCGUCGUAGGCACCCAACCGUCCGUCACUGACACCAGCUCGGCGACGCAGACUAGUGUGGGCUCGGAUCCGAACUUUACUUUCGGGACCAUGCCCUACACGAUGGAUACCUGCGGGUCAACCACCGUUGGGUGGGACUACAUCGGCGCGGACUGCAAUAUCACUCUCCUGGUCUCCUCCACGGUCUUGCCCAACCCUGGCGACGUUAGUAGCUCGAUCGUAGGAUUGGUUAUCGGGCAGGAUGUGGAUGCGGCUUCAGAUUCUUUCUCGUGGUCGUCGGUCAAUCUUACGGCGGGGCGAUAUGUCUUACGAGCGACGGGCCCGAACAUCGCAGCUGAGUCUACCGUAUUCACGAUCGUAAACGGCACAGACACAUCCUGCCUAUCCGGAUCUCCCUCCCCCUCCUCGACGGCGUCUGCAACAUCGACACCAUCAGGGACGUCCGUGAUCCUCACGAGCAGCAGCUCUGGGGUACUGCCUACCUCAUCGUCCGUCUCCCUCCCUGUGACAAACGCCGUGUCCAGCCGCGCCCGGGCAGGUGCAAUCGCGGGCGGGAUCGUGGGCGGUGUCGCCAUCGUCGUUGCUGCCGUCGCCGCCUACUUCUUCUUCGGGCUAUGUCGGCGGACGCCCACGCGUUCCCGCUCCGGGCGUCGUGGGCACCUGGGAAAAUGGGGUGGUCUCUCUUCCCGCGACUCCGGGAUGGACGAAGGUCUCCCCGUCUCGACGGCACCCACCUCAGGAAAAUCACCCUUGGGUUUGGGCAUUCCAAAGCGCCGUGAGACGACGGAGUCCACGGGCGCCAUUCUUACGUCGUCCCACGGACACAACGCCAGCCGGGGCGUCUCGGAUGAGGACGUUUCCACGCUCGCGCACGAAGAGAAGGUUGCGUCCAGCAGAGGCAUGGAGUACUUCCCAAACGUUCCGCCGCUGACUGGGAGCCGUCGCCGCUCGUCGUUGUCAACCGCAUCACCGCCGAUCUCCCCAGUUUCCGAGCCUCCCAGCGCGCGCGGAUCCUACGGUCGCACUCGUGCGAAGUCCUCGAGCCAGUCGCACCGCGCAAAUGCCCUGGCCAAGCUCGAUGGCGACUCCUCUUCCCCAGCGUCGUCCGUGCCGACGACUCCUCGCACACGUUCACCCACGGUCCCUCGGCGCUCUGUCGAUAGCAUGCAACUGCGCACAUUCGAUGCGCCGUCGGGCCCCAUGCAGGUCGCAAGCCCCGUGGCCGCCGUGUCAAAUGCGGCUGCGAUGAACCGCACCUCUUCGGGCAACAACCCGCGUCGGGCGACACGGAAGCCGGUGCCGACUUUGGACGAAGCCGACAUGAUGCCGCCGCCCUCGGCCACUUCCCUCACUACGCCCACUCUGUCCUCAUCCUACGCUUCCAGCACCACCAUGAGCCGCGGCUCGAGCGUGUCUAGCUCUACCGUGGCUGGCCGCUCGCCUGCUCCCUCCCCUCACCCGGUGUACAACCACAGGGCAGACUCUGGAUCAGGCUCAACCCUGCGCGCACAGGGCGCUUUGCCGGCUCCCGGUAGACAGCACUCGCGCGAGGACCUGAUCGCGGCGGGCAUGGAGCUGCCGAACUUGAACCACAAGUCCAGCUUCGGGGACAAGCAGGUCCACUACAUCAUUCCGGACAUGCCCCCUCCGCCCCGCGCGUAGGCGCGGAAAAGUGUACUACUAAUUGACUCGUGUACCUCUAUGAUCCCCCUUGUCUACCGUCGCUCUCUGCUCGUUUGCACCGUCUCUCGUUGUCGUCGGAAGUUGGAGGAGGUUGGAUCUAUCUUGCUUUAUAUAUCAUCUAUGGGACUUGGUUACUUAUCACCUACUGCGCUUCUGCUCUUGCCUACACUUACGUUCGCGCCUUCUACUCUUGAAUGCCCUCCUCCCCUGAUCGCCAUCCCCGCGCGCCUGCGCGCAUCCCCAUCCACUGCUCCAUACUACUUUCUAGCUACCUUUCACGACGCUUCACGCUCCACGGAUUACGACCUUGAUGAUCGUGCUCCAGGGUAUACGGGUUCCCUGCUCUUCCGUGCGCGUGUUGGUCUAUAGCUUUUGGUGAUGCUACAUAAAUGCCACUUGUUGUGUUCUUCGCUCUUUCAGUACCCUUCAUGCAGGUCGUUCGUUUUGCCUACGAAGGUUCUGCGUACAUACACGCUAUACCAGGAGCGCGUGGUAUCAUAGUGUAGCGCAUACAGUC